Messenger RNA from Carcharodon carcharias (great white shark), 681 nucleotides. RefSeq names its product retinoschisin 1a (gene rs1a). NCBI's taxonomy places the organism in Eukaryota, Metazoa, Chordata, Chondrichthyes, Lamniformes, Lamnidae. The record is from RefSeq and is a predicted model, not a curated record. The transcript has 6 exons. Bases 1 to 681 code for a protein of 226 amino acids.
AUGAAGGGAGAAAACAUCUUAAUUUCCAUUCUGUUCUUAUUUGAAGCUUUUACAUCUAUAUUGGCUGCUCCUGAGGAUGAAAAUCUGGAUCAGACAUGUAACAAGAUUUGCAAAUGCAAUUGCAAUGGUGGACCCAACACAUUUUGGGGAAUGGCACCAGGAUCAUCGAUGCUGCAAUGUAUGCCAGAGUGUCCUUAUCACCAAGCUCUUGGAUUUGAAUCUGGAGCUGUUAUGGAAGACCAGAUAAGUUGUUCCAAUGAAGACCAAUAUACAGGAUGGUACUCCUCAUGGAUACCAAACAAAGCAAGAAUCAACAGCCAAGGUUUUGGAUGUGCAUGGCUAUCAAGGUACCAGGACAAUCAGCAAUGGCUUCAGAUUGACCUGAAGAAGGUCAGAGUUAUUUCUGGGAUCAUUACUCAAGGACGAUGUGAUGCUGAUGAAUGGAUGACAAAGUACAGCGUGCAGUACAGAUCCAAUGAAACCUUUAACUGGGUUUACUAUAAAGACCAGACUGGAAACAACCGGGUAUUUUAUGGGAACUCAGACAGGUCAUCAUCUGUGCAGAAUUUCCUGCGUCCUCCAAUUCUAGCUCAAUUCAUCAGGAUUAAGCCCUUGGGCUGGCACGUUCGGAUCGCUAUCAGGAUGGAACUGCUUGAAUGCAUGAAUAAAUGCCAGUCAUAA